This is a messenger RNA of Australozyma saopauloensis, 780 nucleotides long. RefSeq lists its product as uncharacterized. Gene Ontology annotation, molecular function: FMN binding; NAD(P)H dehydrogenase (quinone) activity. Gene Ontology annotation, cellular component: membrane. The record is from RefSeq and is a predicted model, not a curated record. The transcript has a single exon. NCBI's taxonomy places the organism in Eukaryota, Fungi, Ascomycota, Pichiomycetes, Serinales, Metschnikowiaceae. Bases 1 to 780 code for a protein of 259 amino acids.
AUGAAAGUCGCUGUUCUUUAUUAUUCCACUUAUGGCCACCUCGUUGGUUUGGCUGAACUGGUUCGGGAUGGUGUAAUUAAGUCCGGCGCAGCUAGCCAAGCAGAUAUCUAUCAAAUCCCGGAGACAUUGUCGGAUGAAGUGUUGCAAAAGAUGCACGCUGGUGCCAAGGCUGACUAUCCAGUUGCAACUUUGGACACAUUGGAGGAAUAUGAUGCUUUUUUGUUCGGGAUCCCUACCCGAUUCGGAUCGAUGCCUGCGCAGUGGAAGACAUUUUGGGAUAACACAGGGGGCUUGUGGCAAAAAGGUGCUUUGCACAGUAAACCAGCAGGAAUAUUUGUUUCGACUGGAACACCAGGUGGUGGCCAGGAGGUAACCGUUCGUAACUCGCUUUCUGUCUUGGUUCACCAUGGUAUGAUCUAUGUGCCAUUAGGCUACGCCAACGCAUUUGCCCAAAUAACCAAUUUGGAUGAGAUUCAUGGUUCUUCACCAUGGGGUGCCGGCGCAUUUGCUGGCGCUGAUGGCUCAAGACAGCCUUCAGCCUUGGAAUUGGAGAUCGCCAGGAUUCAAGGUGAAUCAUUCGCACAAUCUGCUGCUAAAUUUGUUCUGAAACCAGAUUCGCAAGCAAAACCAGUUCCAAGAGAGACAGAGGAAAAGAUAGCUUCGAAGACUGAGACAGAGACAGAAAAGCCUGAGCCUGCCGCUUCUAGGGCUACUCAAAGAAAAGCUGAGUCUCCAGUCAAGGAGGACACAAGUUGCGGCGUCAAAUGUGUAAUCAUGUAA